CACAGACCGUGCUGUGUUUUAUUUUGAAAGGUGUAACAGGAAGUGAACCAGUGGGUGCCGCAGGAGAAGCUGCAGCAGCGGAACAAAGAAGAAGAGAAAGAAAAAGGUUUAAACAUGAAGAAGUCAAGCAGCCAAUACGAGUCCUUCCUCUUCUGGAGGCAGCCAAUCCCAUCCCUCGAUCUGUCCCAGCUGGAGGAUCUAGGUGUGACUGACGGUCAGUCGACCAAUGGCAGAAAAGGAAAAGACAAGCCGUCCAAACUUAGGCGUCAGGAUGAGGAGACGAAGCUUCAGGAGUUUUCCUCCUUUAACUACUGGAGAUCUCCAGUCGCUGAGGUGGACGCUCUGCUCGCCGACCUCAACCUGCUGCUGUGAGAGCGGCCUCAACUGACCCCUGACCCCCUGACCUGUGACCCGACUACAUGUCCCCAGACCACCUCUCACCAGCCUCACUUGAUCUGUGACCCCGGAUCCUGGAUUAGUCUGUUGCUCCAGCUUGAAGUUUUUCUUUAGAAGCAUUUACAGAACAUUUGUGUUUUUUAGUCAAUUCGUCAGAAAAUGUCAUCAGAGUCUGCAGAGACUGGUCCUGGUUCAGAUUCACGUCCUGAUCCUGGUUCAGAUUCACGUCCUGAUCCUGGUUCAGAUUCACGUCCUGAUCCUGGUUCAUAUUCACGUCCUGGUCCUGGUUCAGAUUCAUAUCCUGGUCCUGGUUCAGAUUAGCGUCCCUCAACUUCCUGCUCACUCUGACUCAGUGUUGUAUCAAGAUGCAUCACACUCACUCAUGAUGUCAUAGUGAAGAACUGAUGGAACAGGAAGUGGAUCACAGGAAGAAGAAAGCAUGACAUCAUCAGGUCUCCGUUAUGAAUGUGAUGCACCUCUCGAGUAUUUGUCCAUGUCCGAUCAAUAAUUUAUCAUUAUCACUGUAUAUCAGAUAAUGACCCGAAUGUUCUUCAUUGUGUCAUAAAUUAUUUAUUUAUUAGACGAGUUCUCAUGUGAGAUGUUUUCAUCAGUUUCUAUUUGUGCCUUUUUUCUUUUCCCCUUCAGCUGCUUGGUUCCAUCGUCUUGAUUAUUUAUUGAUUUCUCUUGCUGCUGCUCGACCCACUUUGAGAAAGUCCUGUCAGAAUGUAAUGUUCACACUCACAAAUAAAACGUCACUUUGA
Platichthys flesus (European flounder) is the source of this 1157-nucleotide messenger RNA. It is a transcript of the gene mllt11, whose product is annotated as MLLT11 transcription factor 7 cofactor. Lineage: Eukaryota; Metazoa; Chordata; Actinopteri; Pleuronectiformes; Pleuronectidae. The coding region runs from base 115 to 372 and encodes 85 amino acids. The transcript has 3 exons. The record is from RefSeq and is a predicted model, not a curated record. Gene Ontology annotation, biological process: apoptotic signaling pathway; positive regulation of DNA-templated transcription; positive regulation of mitochondrial depolarization. Gene Ontology annotation, cellular component: nucleoplasm; cytosol.